Messenger RNA from Nezara viridula (southern green stink bug), 519 nucleotides. Lineage: Eukaryota; Metazoa; Arthropoda; Insecta; Hemiptera; Pentatomidae. The record is from the annotation of a GenBank genome assembly.
AUGGCAUCCAAUCAAGUACGCCAAAAUUUCCAUGCUGACUCUGAAGAGGCUAUCAACAAACAAAUAAAUAUGGAACUAUUUGCCAGCUAUGCUUACAUGUCUAUGGCUUAUUAUUUUGAUAGAGAUGAUGUAGCUUUAGAAGGUUUCACAAAAUAUUUCAAGCAUGCUUCUGAGGAAGAAAGAGAACAUGCAAUGAAGUUGAUGACUUAUUUAAACAAAAGAGGAGGAAGAGUUAUCUUUUCUCCAAUUGCUGCUCCAAGUACAAAUGACUGGGGAUCUGCUGAGAAAGCUGUCGAAGCAUCUCUUCAGCUUGAGAAAGAUGUUAAUAUGAGCUUGUUGAAUCUUCAUGGUGUUGCAUCAUCUCAUGGAGAUGCUAACCUCUGUGAUUUUAUCGAAAAUGAAUUCUUGCAAGAACAAGUUGACUCAAUUAAAUCUCUUGGAGAUCUGCUCACUAAUGUUCGUCGUGUCAAGGAAGGACUUGGAAUUUACAUGCUCGACAAGCAACUCAAUUCAUCUUAA